CAAAUCUAAAACGUAAAAAUAAUUAAAUUAAAUUAAACCAAAAAUUAAUCAACGAAAACAAAACAAAAAAAGAGUGAUUGCGCAAAGCGCUAAUUGCUAUCCAUAUGCCCAAAUGGGUAAUAAGAUAUCAUGCGCCAAUUGUAAUGGCAAACCAUCAUCAGCACAUGUAGCAGGACAUCAACAUCAACAUCAUCAUCAAACAUCAAGUAAUACGGGUGUAUUAUCAUCAACAACAUCAGCGAUAGCUGCUGGAACAACAAUUGGUUCAAACGUGGCUCGUUCACAACAACAACAAUAUCAACAUCAUUAUCAUCAAAGUGGUGGUGGUGGUAGUGUUGUUGGUGGUAAUGUAAUUAUCGGAACUGGAAGUGGUGGUGGUGGUGGUGGUGGUGCACCAAUUUCAAAUAUAUUAACUGCCGGUCGUUCAAAUCAUAUUCUAAGAUUAUGGGCUGAAGUAUUUCAUGUAUCAGCAUCAUCAGGUGCUGUACGUUGGAAUCAAGUUAGCGAUGAUUUAGUACCAGUUACAGUAUCAUUUAUAAAUGGACGUUAUCAUAUCACUGCAUUUAAUUCACGUGUUGAAAAAGUAUUAGAUUGUUGGUUACAAUCAAAUAAAUUAGGACAAGCAUCAUCAUGUUUUAUUUAUUGGAAAGAUAAUGUUUCCGGUGAUACAUGGGGUUUAAAUUUUACAUCACCAGCUGAUGCACGUGCAUUUCGUGAAUGUAUACAAUCCGGUACAAUACAAUUACAAACAACAACAACCAGUUCACAUGGACCAAAACGUACUGAAUCUUCAUAUAGUUUACGUGCAGUUGCAAAUGCUAUUAUAAAUCAAGAUGAUUCUACACAUCAACAACCUCAACAACAGCAACAAUCACAUGGACGUCAAAGUAAAGCUGGUUCGGGUGCACAUUUAACAACAAAAUAUUAUUCAAAUCGUACGGCAUUAUCGACACCAAAUUCACCAUCAAAACGACGAUUACAGCAACAACAACAACAACAACAUCAACAAAUUGAACAAUUACAACAACAACAACAACAAGCUUAUGGUCAACAACAACCACCGCAAUGUACAUGUGAUUGUUUAACAGCAGAAAUGUUACAUAAACAAAGAAAUGGCCGUAUACGUUAUGCAAAUUUUACUCGUCAAGAUAGUGGUGGUACAACACAAUCAUCUAGAUCGGAUGGUUCAUUAAUUAGACGUCAACAUGAACGACAACAACAAUAUUAUCGUAGUGCACAUCAACGUUCAAUGGAUGAACAUUAUAGAAAUCGUGUUUCAACAACACCGGCAAGUCAAUCACAACAACAACAACAACAAUCUCGUACAUUGGGACCAUCACAUCGUCAUAGUCGUAUACAACCAAUUCAAAGUAAUCAGCCACCAACGCAACGUAUUCAAAUGACCGGUAGUAGUAGUGGUGGUGGUGGUGGUCAUCAAUCAUCAGAUAAUUAUCCAACUUCCGUACAGAAUGGUGUUGGUGGUAGCUAUAUUCAGAUACAACAUCAAAAAGCAAUAGUUCAUAGUAGUGGCGGUAAACAACAAGAUCAACAACAACAACAAAUUAUCCAGGAUCAACAACAACAACAACAGCAGCCAUCAAGUCGUCCACAAUCACAAGCUCAAACACAAACACAACAAUUAGUAUCGACUGCAACAACAACAGAUGAUUUAGAAACAAUCGCAACAACAGGAACUGGUGCAAAUAUUUCGCAACAAAAACGUUCAUCAACACGGCCAAAAUCAUUAGUAACCGGUAGUAGUAGUGGUGGUGGUGGUGGUGGUACGGAAGAAACACGUCGUGAUCGUACACAUCGAUCAUUAGAAGGACGUCGUCGUUCAUUAGAACGUAUGCAAUGUGUUGAUUUAACUGAUUCAUCACCAACAAUACCAAUUCGAGAUAAUAAUCGUGAUUUAAUCGAUUAUCAUCGGCCUUCAGCUGCUCAAUUAGAAGAAUAUGAACGUGAAUUACGACGUCGAUUAUUACAUGGUGGAGAUUCAUCCGGUGGUGGUGGUGGUGGUAGUACUAGUGUUAAUAAUAAUGAUGCCUUGGAAACAUUUGAAACAUUAUUGAAAGAAUCAAUGGAUGAUGUUGCCAAUUUAAUGCGUGAAGUACAACAUGAAUUAACAUUGAUACGAGCAGAAGAGAAACGUUAUCAAUCACAAUCAACACAAUCAUUACAUCGUAUUGCAUCGGCAGCUAAUCUUUAUGGACCAGGUUCAUUAUAUGCUAGUGGUGGUGGUGGUGGUGUUCGUUCACCAAUACCACAAUUUGAUACAAUGUCAAUCGAUGGUCAAUUACCAUUUUUGCCUUCAUUCGCUAGCUCAUUAGCACAAGCAUCAUCUGCUUAUCAUCAUCAUCAACAACAACAACAUCCACAACAACAAAAUACAUACCAAUCAUGGGAUCGUAUUGCUGCCGGUUAUUUAACAUCAUCAGAAAUAUCUGAUGAUGAUCGUGCAUCAUUAACAACAGCUAUUUCAGAUGAUGAAGAUAUUAUUGCUACUAAUACUGCUGCUACUGUUACCGCUGCCAUUUCAUUUGAAUGUCUUGGUUCGGUACGAAAAUCGGGUUUUUUAUCCGUUAAAAAAUGGCUUAUACGUAAACGACAUAGUUUAGAAUUGGCACGUAAACGUGGUUGGAAAGGUUAUUGGGUUUGUUUAAAAGGAACAACAUUAUUAUUUUAUAGUUGUGAUGCAAAUAUGAUACAAAAUUCAUCCACGCAAAAUAUUGAUUCAAUUGGACAACAACAACAACAACAACCAAAAAGUGGUCAAUCAAGUACAAGUGAAUUAACACCAAAACAUUUAAUAUUUGUUGAUGAAUGUUUAGUACAACCGGUACCGGAACAUCCACGUCGUGACAAUGUAUUCUGUCUUUCAACUUCAUUCGGUGAUGCCUAUCUAUUUGAUGCUACCUCAUUACCUGAACGUGAUCAAUGGAUACAGGUAAUACAUACAGCUUGUGCAGCACAAAUUGCUAGAAAUUCUGGACGUUGUACAAUAUCACAUUAUCUUGUUGAACAAUAUCAACGUAUUGAACAAAUUUUUGAACAAGAUUAUCAACAACGACAAGAAGCAGAAUUAUUAUUAUCAUGUUGUCAGGAUGAUAAACAAAAACAACAGCUUAUUAAUCAUAUAUUUUUGUUGGAUGAAAAAAUUGAACGUAAUCGUAUUGAAAUAUUUCGUUUAAAAUCAUAUUUUGCUGCCCUAACCAAUGAUGAAGGACCAAAUCCAAAAACAUUAUUAUCACAAGCAUCAAGACGUACAAAAGCUCAAUUAAAUCGUAUUGGUGUAUUUACUGUUUCAUCACUUCAUGCAUUUAAUUGUGCCAAAAAUCCACAAACAGUUGAAAAAUCAUUACAUCGACAAAAUUCAUUUGGUGGUACAAGUAGCAGUGGUGGUGGUGGUGGUGGUGGUGUUGGAGGUCGUGGUUCUGUUUCACCAAUAAUUCCAUCAAAUGAUUCAGCUAUUGUAUUACAUCGUGAACUUUAUUCACCUCAUCAUCAUUCGAUUGAUAGUCAACAACAAUCACAACAGAUAACAACAGGAAAUAUAACACCAAUAUUACGUGUACAAUUAACAAUAUUAUUAAUGACUGGGGAACAACGACAAAUGGAUAUACCACAAACAUGGACUAGUGAACAAUUAUUAUCAGAAAUAUUUGAUCAUAGUCAAGAAUCACGUGAAUAUUUUUUACGUUGUUCAGAAACUGGUACAAUAUUAUAUCGUAAUGAUCUUGUUGUUAAUUAUAAUAAUCAUACAUUAAUUAUAACGCCAAAGCUUUUAUUUACAAUCGAUUUGGUUCGUGAAUCAAAUGAAAUGUUAUUUGGUUUUUCAGUCGAAUCAGAAUUAUUACAACAUAUUUUACGUGUAUUUGUUAUGCGUGUUGAACCAAAUUCAAUUGCAGCAAUGCAUGGUCUUUGUCGUCAUGAUGAAAUAAUGGUUAUUAAUGGUGCAUUAGUACAAGAAUUGGAUAUGAUGUUUGUUGAAUCAAUACUACAGGAAGAGCUUACACUUUGUCUUAUGAUCAGAUCAUCACGUUUAGAUGUUCCUACACAAGGACAGGCAAUAUUAAAAGUACCAAAUCAAUCAUCAUUAUCAAUUGAUUCAGGUGUUAAAACAUCAACAACAAUUAUUAAUCAACAACAACAACAACAACAAUUAUUAUUAGCACAUCCUGGUGGUGGUAAUGCAUUAACUACAAAUAUAAUUGGUGGAACAAGUUUUGAUACAAAUGAAAAAACAUCACCAUCAGUUACUGAUGAUCUAAUUGAAUCAUUAGUUUGUCCACCACCACCAAGUACUGAUUUUUCACAGCUAAUAUUAUCCGAUAUACAAUUAUCCAAAUAUAUUGUACCAAAAGUUGAUCAUUUUCUACCAACAUCUGAAAAUUUAACAUCAAUGAAUGUAAUUCAUCAACAACAACAACAACAAUCAAAUCAAGAUGGAUUAUCAUCAUUAUUAAUGACAGAAAAUUAUAAUGAUCAUCAUCAUCAAGGUGAUGAUCAACAAUUAUUACAACAACAACAAACAAGUGAUGAACAACAACAACAACAACAACAACAAAUUACAAUUGAAGAUAUUGAUUGUCAAUUAUUAUCAACUGAUACUGGUCCACCAUUAAGUGAAGCAAUACAAAUGGCAUUAAAUCAAUGUCAUGAACAACAAAAUAUUGUUCAACAACAACAACAAUCAUUACAACUUCCAUUACCACCACCACCAUUAUCAUCAACACAAUUAUUAUCAUCAACAACAUCAUCAUCAUCAUCAAAUAUAAAUAGUUUAAAACAUAUGGAAAAAUUAAUUAAAGAAUUAUUGGAUACGGAAAAUAGUUUUUGUCAUUCAUUAAAACAAUUAGUUGAUUUAUAUUUAGAACCAUUAUCAAAAAAUAAUUUUUUAACAAUAACCGAUAUAAAAGUAUUAUUUGGUUCAAUAUUAAAAGUGAUUGAUGCACAGAAUGAAUUUCGUUCAGAAUUACAAGAAGUUGGUGAACAUAUUUUAGGUGAUUGUGAAUUAUUAUUGAAAAAAUGUCAAAUAAAAUUUACAAUUAAUAAUAAUGAACAAGAACAACCAACAGUUAAUGAUCUUGGUGUUGGUUAUAUUGCCGAUUGUUUUGCUAAACAUUCAAAAAAUUUUCGUGAUUAUUCGACAUUUUGUGCCUCACAUGCACGUGCAGUUAAAUUAAUGGCACAAGAAAAAACAGCCGUACAUGAAUGGUUACAGAAACAAUCAAAUGGACAAAUAUCACAAUCAUUAGAAUCAUAUCUAAUACGACCAAUACAACGUGUUUUAAAAUAUCCAUUAUUAUUAGGACAAAUGAAAACAUUAUGUUCAAAAGGUACAACAAAUUAUUGUAAAUUAGAAGAUGCAAUUAAAGAUUUAGAAAAAGUUGCCGAACAUAUAAAUGAAAUGCAACGUUUACAAGAAGAAUAUGGUGCAAUUUUUGAACAUUUAGCACGUAAUCAUCAACGUUUAUCUGGUAUAAAUGGACCAUUAGGUAGUCAUCAAACCAGUGGUAAUCAACAAACAUUAUUAGGACAGAAUAUUGUUGAUUUAUCACCACCGGCAUUAAAACAUUAUGGAAAUGUUGAUUGGAUAAAUUCAAUGGAAUUUUUGGGCAAAAAUUGUCGUAAAGGUGUUGAAUGGAGUUCAAUUUGUUUUGUUUUCAGUCAAUGUGUUGUAUUUCUAUGCAAAGAAACUAUACGACAACGAAAACGAAUGCCAACAGCCAAAUCGAUUGAUGUUGAAAUUAUUCGUCAUCAGGUAUUAAUACCUGUUAUUGAAGUACAAGUACGUGCAUGUCCACAAAAUGAUUCAACAACAUCAAAUAAUGAAACCGAUUUUAAAUGGGAAUUAAUACAAUUAAAAAUGAAUGCCGGUAAACGUUCGGAAAAGAUUUAUCGUCUGAGUAAUAAAACCAGCGAAGAACGUAAUGAAUUUUUACGUGUCAUACGGCAAAUAAUACGUGAAGAUGUACGUCGUAUGAAUGUUACCGUGAAUGUAUCAUUAUCAUCAACAUCGAUUGGAUCAAAAUAUAAACAACAACAACAAUCAAAAAAUAAAUCAUCAACCGAUUCGAGUAAAAAUCGACCAUCAACAACAACAUCGAAAGCAAUGUUAAUGAUGAAAUCAAAUGUUCAACGAAAUGAUGAUCAACAACAACAACAACAUCAACAUCAUCAUCAUCAUCAUAAAGUGCCUUGUGGUCUAUGUGGUAAAGAGAUUGCAUUAGGACAUCAUCAACGACAACAACAAUCGAAUAAAGAUCAAUUAUUAACAUCAGCAACAACAACAACAACAAGAAGACAAGAUUCAAGCUCAACAACAUCUCAUUGAUUCUGUGUUUGUUUGUUUGUUUGAAUAUACAGUAUUAUUUUUUUUUUUGCCACCAUUUACAACUCAUUUGUUUCAUCACUCAACAACAACAACAACAACCAGAA
Messenger RNA from Dermatophagoides pteronyssinus (European house dust mite), 6441 nucleotides. RefSeq names its product protein still life, isoform SIF type 1-like. Gene Ontology annotation, molecular function: guanyl-nucleotide exchange factor activity; protein binding. Gene Ontology annotation, biological process: activation of GTPase activity; small GTPase-mediated signal transduction. NCBI's taxonomy places the organism in Eukaryota, Metazoa, Arthropoda, Arachnida, Sarcoptiformes, Pyroglyphidae. The record is from RefSeq and is a predicted model, not a curated record.